Chara braunii is the source of this 3078-nucleotide messenger RNA. NCBI's taxonomy places the organism in Eukaryota, Viridiplantae, Streptophyta, Charophyceae, Charales, Characeae. The record is from the annotation of a GenBank genome assembly.
CCAUUUGGCCUUACGAAUGCCCCGACCACUUUCCAAGCGGCUAUGACAACGGAGUUCCGACACAUGCUGGAUCUAUACGUACUUAUCUACCUCGACGACAUCCUGGUGUACAACCGGAGUUUGGACGAGCAUGUGGAACACCUGUGCACCGUUUUGGAGCGGCUACGACAAGCCAAGUACAAAGCCAACCGCGACAAGUGCAUAUUCACGCGGCAAGAGCUGGAGUACUUGGGGCAUUAUGUGAUGCCGCAAGGCAUCUGUCCGCUUGUGGACAAGAUCGAGGCCCUACAAGUAUGGCCCGAGCCCACCAACACCACGAACGUUCGCUCAUUCAUGGGAUUGGCGGGCUACUAUCAGCUAUUCAUCACCGGAUACUCGAGGAUUGCUACACCUAUGGUGAGAUUACAAUCGCCAAAGGUGCCAUUCGUAUUCGAUGACGACGCACGCCAGUCAUUCCAAGCACUUAAGACGGCUAUGCUCAUGGUACCCGUCCUUAGCAUGUAUGACCCCACCCUGCCGACGCGAGUGACUAUGGUUGCUUCCGGCUAUGGCAUUGGGGCAGUCUUGGAACAGCACGACGGCGACGACAGGCACCCUGUGGAGUAUUUCAGCCACAAAGUGCCUCCCAUCAACUCGCUUGAUGAUGCAAGGAAGAAGGAGCUGCUCGCAUUCAUCAUGGCUCUCAAGCGAUGGCGGCACUUCCUCCUUGGGCGUCGUAGGUUCACAUGGGUUACAGACAACAAUCCAUUGACCUACUACAAGACGCAGGAUACGCUAUCUUCGGAUCACCCGCCGGCCAGCCACUAUCGCAUCGUCGAUGGGUACUUGCUCCUGCACUCGUGGGGCAAGGACUUACUAUGUGUCCCACGCGACCGCCGUCUUCAGACUUGCCUCCUCGGCGAGUAUCAUGAUUCGCGACUCGCCGGCCAUUUCGGAGUCAACCGCACUAUUGCACGGCUUCAACAGCGAUUCCGAUGGCCUGACCUCAUCACCGACAUCACGAGGUAUUGCGACUCUUGCGAAGUUUGUCGACGAAGCAAACCCCGCAACCGCAACCCCUACGGCGAGCUGCGCCCGAUGCCGAUCCCGCAGGAACCCGGUCUCUCCAUUGCCAUGGAUGUCACCGGACCAUUCCCCCGCGACCGCCUCAGACACGACGGCAUCCUCACGGUUGUGGACCGGUUGAUUGACAUUGACGCCCCUUGCUCUCCCGCUUCCGUUCGGAAGUACAGGGAAUUGCUGGCUGAGGCCCGAGCGAACAUGCAAAAGGCUCAGAUCCGCAUGUCACAACAGGCCAACAGGCGUCGCGUGCCAUGUCCCAUCCGCGCCGGUGAUCUGGUUUGGGUCUCCGCGGAAGAGUUUGCACUGGAACAGGAUGUUUCACGCAAACUGCUUCCCAAGUGGUUUGGACCAUGGCCUGUCACAGCAGCCGUGGGCGAUGAGCCCGAUGGCCCUUCGUUUGUGAUCAACAUCCCGACGCAUCUGACGGUCCAUCCAGUCUUUCACGCCUCGAAGUUGGCAACAUAUACACCAGCUAAGAGCGACGACUUCCCAGGCCGACGAUCGCAGGAUCCUCCAUCUAUGGAUGGUCAUCAGCAAGUUGACCGCGUCAUCACGGAUCGCAAGUACGGCAACAAGCAGCGCCAGUACAAAGUUACACUUAGAGCAUGCGAUCCCGACGACACUCGGUGGAUUUCAGGAACAAAUUUAAAAGCAUCCGCUCCGCUGAUCUACGCUCACUAUGAGCGACAGAGGUUAGCUCAGGGAUCCUCACAACCUGCCCCUCCCACCCGGACUGUGGUCCCUCCCUCAGACAGACAGCUUCGCCCUCGCACUGCUCGCAGGGACCCCGUCCCUGCCACCAUCGCCAUGAGCUUUGCAACGGAGCAAGUGAUUGCUGCGCGGCUACUUACUCUGAGGGGUCGAAUCAGUGUCAUCCAGCAAGUGCAACGACCCCAUCUCUACGCUAAUCUGCUGCGGUUUGCGGUUCGCAGCCUUCUUCAGCACGGCGGCAAUCCACGUGGUGGCGGAGAUCCGAUUCGUGGAGGCGGCCACUACGCACGUUCUGGCCGAGAUCUCAACCUUUCGACGACUACCCCCUCUCGGGAUCUGCCACGUCACCGUCGUCAUCGUCUUCAAGGGGGACAUCAGGGCGAUUCCCUCGGCGAUUCAUCCCGACAUCUAUCUGACUCUGCGCGCCUGGGCCGAGGAAGUGCGCACGGUGUGGACGACACUCCUUGCUCAUCGGGGAGAUACCGUCUUGCCCGCACACGACAACGACUUUCAUCUCUGCUCAUCCCGCAGGUCGCCGGCGAUCGUACUCCUGAAGCUUCGUCCCUUCGCGUCGCCCCAAUGAGUCGAUGCCGCCCCUCCUACUUCGGCCUUCCCUCCAGCAUCCCAACUCUUUGGCAGUCCGCGCCGGCCCCUACUCUCUCCUAUCGUAUUAAGGAGACCAACGCGCCUCUAUUGAACGAAGAAAAAUGGGAUGCGUGGUGGGAGGACUACAUUGAACUCGUCUUCUGCUUGUUGGAGAUAGAGUUCCGCUGGUCAGAAUCGGCGCCAUUCAGAGAAGGGCCAGAGCACCCAGAGGACAGUGUGGAGUACCUAAUCAUCCAGGCCUGGAGGACGGCAAAGGAAGGCGAUCUGCUGGGGAUCGUAUUUGGAAAGGUGGAGGAGGGAGGUCUCGCCCUGAUCACGAGCGAGUUGUUGGUGUUCUUGACCCAGCUGGUGGAUGACCUGCACCUGGACAUCUUGUCGCGGUGCAACGAGCAGCCCGACACCCACGUGCUGACUCCGACGCUUGACCCGCAUUUAGUGUGGUCCACGUGUACGGAGAUGGACGAGGACAACUAUCUCUAUCCCUCCCAGGCGCUCUAUUUGGAAAUCCACGUCACCGAUCUUACCUUCUGGGACCCGAUCGCGCGGAGAAACGUGGCGCAAAACGAGGAGAUAGGGGAAGCAGGGAAAAAUAAGAAGAAGAAGAAGAGUUAUCGAGUGAGGGACGGGACGACCCCGACUACGUCCUAGAGAGAGAAGCAGGGAUAGCGAGAGGGUCGAGCUAGCAGCGCGAUAAGAACG